AUGCGGAGGCGACUUCGCCCCAAUGACACGCUUAUCGAGGCAUCGAGUGGAAACACCGGUAUUGGGUUCAGUAUGGUGGCAGCAGUCAAGGGUUAUCACAUGAUUAUCACAAUGCCAAAGAAGAUGUCGCACGAAAAGGAGGUGACACUACAAGCUCUGGGAGCGGAUGUGAUACGGACUGAGACAUCGUUGCCAUGGGAUCAUCCAGAAAGUCUUAUUGGUCUGGCACACCGAUUGGAAAAAGAAAAGGGAUAUGUUCUACUAGAUCAGUACACCAACCCAAGCAAUCCAAAGGCGCACUACAACGGCACAGCGCAGGAAAUUUUUGAUCAGUGCGGUGGGAAAAUCGAUAUGGUGAUUAUCGGGGCUGGAACUGGGGGUACAGUGGCUGGUGUUGGAAAACGACUAAAGGAGUUGCUGCCCAAUAUUAUUGUGGUUGGUGUGGAUCCGAUUGGAAGUAUUUUGGCGGAUCCUACUGCCCCUCAGAAGGAGAAUACACCGUAUCUUGUUGAAGGCAUUGGCUACGACUUUGUGCCGGAUGUUUGUGAAAGAAAGUAUGUUGACAAAUGGAUUAAAUCUGCCGACAAGGAGAGUUUUGCGCUAGCCUCGGAAAUUCACCGUGACGAGGGUCUGCUCGUAGGUGGCAGCAGUGGUUCCGCAAUGUGGGGGGUACUACAAGCAGCAAAGGAUCUUCGGCCCGACCAACGCUGCGUGGUGGUGUUCCCUGACGGCAUCCGAAACUACAUGACAAAGUUCCCCAACAAGAACUGGUUGAUUGAAAAGGGGCUCGAAGAGGGCGAGGUGACGCGCCCAACAUAUGAAGCACUUCAGGCGCAGUUGGAAGAAGCAAAGAAGAAAUUGGCUGAGUAUGAGACCAAGUAA
This is a messenger RNA of Trypanosoma grayi, 882 nucleotides long. Its product is annotated as cystathionine beta-synthase. The transcript has a single exon. Gene Ontology annotation, molecular function: cystathionine beta-synthase activity; cysteine synthase activity. The coding region runs from base 1 to 882 and encodes 293 amino acids. Lineage: Eukaryota; Euglenozoa; Kinetoplastea; Trypanosomatida; Trypanosomatidae. The record is from RefSeq and is a predicted model, not a curated record. Gene Ontology annotation, cellular component: cytoplasm.